Molecule: messenger RNA, 2532 nt
Organism: Tetrahymena thermophila SB210
Lineage: Eukaryota; Ciliophora; Oligohymenophorea; Hymenostomatida; Tetrahymenidae
Product: translation initiation factor eIF-5A family protein, putative
Exons: 27
Biological process (GO): activation of GTPase activity; nucleocytoplasmic transport
Cellular component (GO): cytosol; perinuclear region of cytoplasm; nucleus
Molecular function (GO): GTPase activator activity; small GTPase binding
Source: RefSeq, a predicted model, not a curated record
AUGAACAAGUUGCUUAACUCAACAAUUCUUUAGUUUAAUGUUAAAAAUUAAAAUCUUUAGUAUUAAAUCUUAAGUAAUCAAUUAACUUUAUUAUCAUAAAUUACUUAAUUAAUUUUUGCUAUGAAUCUAACAUGUAGUAAGGAAAAUAUUUCAAAUGAUUAGAUAAAUUAAUUAUUUACUAAAUAUCCCUGCUUAAAGGAAUUUGUUGAAACUGGUAAUGGUGUGAGCAAUGAUUAAAUAUACUCUCAAAUUUUGUUUUUCCUAAAUACUUAUUACAAAGGAAAUCACGAUUGUCAAUAACUUAGAUUAAAUAAUAUUGAAGCUUAAGGAAAUAUACUAUUAGAAGAAACUAUGAGCAAUCUAAUUAAUCUUAACAUUUUAUAGCUAAAUUUAGACGGAAAUUAAUUAGGAGAUGAAGAUGCAGUUUGCAUUAGCUAGGUAUUACGUAACUGUAAAUCACUUAAUAACUUAAAUCUGCAGCUUUGGAAAAAUAAAAUAGGUGAUAGAGGGAUAUCAAGUAUUGCAGAAGGUAUUAGUAAUUGUGCUAAACUCACAACUUUAACUUUAAAUGCAGUUUCAAAUUAAUUUGGAAAAGAAGGUGCAUUUUCUUUAAGUACGACAUUAAUUAAUUGUAAAAUGUUGACUCAUCUAGAUAUGAACCUCUCUAACAAUUAAAUUGGAGAAGAAGGAACAUCAGCUAUUUGUUAAGUACUAGGUAGCUGUUAAUUACUAGAGAAUUUAAAAUUUGAGUUAUGUAAUAAUCAAAUUGGGGAUAGAGGAGCAUAUUGUUUUGGAACAGCAUUAAGUAACUUACAGUUACUUUUUAAUUUAAAAUUGUGUCUUAGUGGAAAUUAAAUUGGAGAUUAUGGAGCAUAAAAUAUUGGAUUAGGCUUAAGAAAAUGCACUCAACUUACUAAUUUAAUAUUUGAUAUAAGCUAAAAUUAAAUUGGGGGUGAUGGAACUUCUACUAUUGGAACAGUACUUACUAACUGCAAAUUCCUAACUAAUCUCAAAUUUUACAUUUAGGGCAAUAAAAUUGGUGAUAAAGGAGCAAUAAAUAUUGGAUUAGGUUUGAGUAACUGCUCACAACUUACAAAUUUAGAAUUUAUUAUAAACUAAAAUUAAAUUGGGGGUGAGGGAACUUCUACUAUUGGAACAGCAUUUGGUAACUGCAAAUCCCUUAUUAAUCUCAAAUUUUACAUUUAGAACAAUUUUAUCUGUGAUAAGGGAGCAUAAAAUAUUGGAUUAGGUUUGAGUAACUGCACUCAACUUACAAAUUUAGAAUUUGACAUAAGCUACAAUUAAAUUGGGGAUAAUGGAGCUUCUACUAUUGGUACAGCACUUGGUAACUGCAAAUUCCUAACUUAUCUCAAAUUUUAUAUUUAUGGCAAUCAUAUUGGUGAUAAAGGAGCAUAAAAUAUUGGAUUAGGUUUGAGUAACUGCACUCAACUUAAAAAUUUAGAAUUUGACAUAAGCUAAAAUAAAAUUGGGGAUGAUGGAGCUUCUACUAUUGGUACAGCACUUGGCAACUGCAAAUUCCUAACUAAUCUCAAAUUUUACAUUAAGGGCAAUAAAAUCGGUAUUAAAGGGGCAUAAAAUAUUGGAUUAGGUUUGAGUAACUGCACUCAACUUACAAAUUUAGAAUUUGAUAUAAGCAUAAAUUUUAUUUAUGAUGAUGGAGCUUCUACUAUUGGUACAGCACUUGGUAAAUGCAAAUUCCUAACUUAUCUCAAAUUUUACAUUUAGGGCAAUUUUAUCGGUGAUAAAGGAGCAUAAAAUAUUGGAUUAGGUUUGAGUAAGUGCACUCAACUUGCAAAUUUAGAAUUUGACAUAAGCUAAAAUUUAAUUGGGGAUGAUGGAACUUCUAAUAUUAUUAAAGCACUUGGUAACUGCAAAUUCUUAACUAAUCUCAAAUUUUACAUCUAGAGCAAUUAAAUCUGUAAUAAAGGAGCAUAAAAUAUUGGAUUAGUUUUGAGUAAGUGCACUCUACUUGCAAAUUUAUAAUUUAACAUAAGCUACAAUUUAAUUGGGGAUAAUGGAACUUCUAAUAUAGUUAAAGCACUUAGUAAAUGCAAAUUCCUAACUAAUCUCAAGUUUUACAUUUAGGGCAAUAAAAUCGGUGAUAAAGGAGCAUAAAAUAUUGGAUUAGGUUUGAGUAACUGCACUCAACUUACAAAUUUAGAAUUUGACAUAAGCUAAAAUUAAAUUGGGGAUGAUGGAGCUUCUACUAUUGGUACAGCACUUGGUAACUGGAAAUUCCUAACUAAUCUCAAAUUUUUCAUGAAGGGCAAUAAUAUAAGUGAUAAAGGAGCAUAAAAUAUUGGAUUAGGUUUGAGUAACUGCACUCAACUAACAAAUUUAGAAUUUGGGAUAAAUAAUAAUGAGAAGCUUCUAAAAUCCAGAGAAAUUGUCAACUGUAAAAAUAUAAAGCUAUUGAAGCUAUUUAUAAGUGAGUUACCUGAAUAAAGAAUAAUAGAAAUCAAAAGAUUAGCUUAAAAAGUAAAAAGAUUAGUAAUAUUAAAAAUAUAUUGA